Molecule: messenger RNA, 2484 nt
Organism: Sardina pilchardus (European sardine)
Lineage: Eukaryota; Metazoa; Chordata; Actinopteri; Clupeiformes; Clupeidae
Gene: kitlga
Product: kit ligand a
Exons: 13
Coding region: 755-1531 (258 amino acids)
Biological process (GO): cell adhesion; positive regulation of cell population proliferation
Cellular component (GO): plasma membrane
Molecular function (GO): stem cell factor receptor binding; cytokine activity
Source: RefSeq, a predicted model, not a curated record
CAGAUAUUGGCGGAACUGUAACCUAUAUGAUGCGGUCGGGCGCAGCGUUCCGCAAUAGUGUGGGCGGGCGCUUCAUGCAGCAAGGAUAAAAGCGCUUCAGUUAGCUACGCAGCAAGCGUUAGGCCUACAAUCCCAGGAACAGUGUUGACUAUGUUAUGUCUGACUGGAUGCCUACCUUCACCGCGGUUGACAAUCGCAUUUUUGUCUGUUUUCCCAUACUUUGUGGAUGAGGAUUUAGGAUAUGCGCAAGCGGGAUGAAGAAACACAACCUUUUUUCAACCCGAAGUAAAAUAAAAUAGGGAUUUUCAAAUACUGGAAUUACUUCUCCCAUUCCCUAUGAAGAAGUCAAAACUACCAACCUCCAUUCCCAACAACAAGAGCCAUUGACAACCACUACCUGUUGCUGAGUCAGACCGUGACAGGCAUUUGACAUUGGGAGUCCAAUAGUGGAGCUGUCUCACACAUCUGCUUUGGCAAUGAAUUGAGUCAACAAUCUAGCACAAGCAGAGUCCAGGGCCCAGUUGUUCAAAAAGUUCUAUCUUGAUCUGAAUGAUCCGGAUUUGGAAAUCCCAUGUUUUGCUACCAGUCAUGUUGGAACAGGUAGUGGCCAUCCCCAAACUUCCCACAAAGUUCGGAGCAUGGAAUUGUCCAAAAUCUCUUGGUUAAUGCAGAAGCAUUCAGAGAUCUUUUCACUGGAACUAAGGGACCAAGGCCAGCUCGGGGAUAGCCCCUUCCUCAUACAAUAAAGAUUUGGAUGCACACCUGUUUCCAUUUACUGUUGUUCAUUGCUGUUGUUGCCCAUUCAAGUGAAAUUGGAAACCCUAUAACUGAUGAUAUUGAAAAAAUAUCUAUAUUGAAGCAAAACAUACCAAAAGAUUACAAGAUCACUGUAAAAUUUAUUCCAAUGGAAGAGAGUGGUUUGUGCUGGGUGAGACUAAAUGUAUUUCACUUGGAAGAAAGUUUAAGAGUCUUGGCCCGCAAAUUUGGAAAUAUUUCUUCAAACAGAGACCAUAUAAACACAUUUAUACAGAUCCUACGAGAGAUGCGGUAUCACAUUGGCAAUGUAUUGGAUGAUACAAUGCUGGAAUUUCAGUGCCACUACAGGGAAGAAAAAUGGCCAACAGGGGAAUAUUUUGAAUUUGUUGAAUAUUUCUUUAAAAUGGCCAAUUCAUCCAGAGAAAAUGAAGAUUGUGAAUCCCCUCCCUGCCCAACAGUAGAGGUUACCACAACAACUUCAUAUGCCACAAAAGCAGGAUCUGUUAGUCCACCUUCUGCAGGAGCAGGGAAACUAAAAGAUAAAGAAAAGAUUCCAUGGGUCCUUCCAGAAAACAUAGAAAAGAGCCUUCUGUCACUUCUACUCAUUCCAGUCAUUGCCAUUUUGCUUCUAUUUGCUUGGAAGAUCAAAUCUAGAAGACAUGUAGAAUCAAAUGAUGUCACCGAAGGAGUGGAUGGCAGCUCACCCCAAUUAGAAACUGAAGCCCUUGAGGAAAAGACAUGUUUGAACAUCAAUGAAAAAACUGAGGAGGUAUAAUUCAGUCACAGGAUCUUGAUAUAUAUAUGAUCAGUGUCCAAAGGCAGAUUGGGAGGGCAGUUGAUGGUUACAUUUGUAGCAAUGUCAUUCUGGACUCUUUUCUGAUCCUAUAAAUACUGCUGCUACAACAUAACAAGUGCAUGGGUGUGCACUGCAAGCUGACAUGUCACAGUUAUCUACAGAUUUGGUCUUGACGUAUUCACUAAGCAGCCAAGCUUUUUUCCCCUGACUGGAUGAUGUCAUUUUUUUCUCUUGGAGGAAUCUAUGUAGUCGAACUCCACCUGAAAGAUACUGAGAGUUAUUGUUAAAAGCAAAAAUGCUCAUUAUGUGAGCAUUCAUUUGGAAGACCUCAGAAGAAAACACUCUGGACGGACUACAAUCAUUUUUUCUUUAUGGAGUAAGUAUAAAUGACUACCUCCACAUGCACUGGUCUUAAUCGCCAUCUUAAUGUAAUACCUUAUUUUAAACUGGGUUACGCAUGGAUAACAAUGGAAUAUUGCUAUGAAAUAUUGAAAUAUUUCAUCUGUUCUGUGUAUCAUGUUGAAUCACUAAGCAAGCAAUGUGGAUUUAUUUAUUUGUUUGUCUAGACAAUGUGCUGGUUAAAUGUGCAUUUUGAUGGCAGUAUGUGGUAUUUGUAGUAGUAAAACUGCAAACUUGUGCCAUGAACUUUUUGAUAUAUUUAAUCAAAAUCUACAUCAAUGUUCUCCUUGUGUUUUUCUAAAUUACAUGUACAUUCUUCACUAUGGUCCACUGUGGUGAUUUUAUUCUUGAUUGAAAAAUAGAUGUGAGAAAUCACUGUGUGCAGUGUGUGCACUGUGUGCAGUAUAGUGUGAUGAAAUAAAGAUGCAUUCCUAUUUACUAUGUAAAAUGAACUGAAAUGAACGAUGUGGAUGUGGGAAUAUCAAGCAAGAAUGAUUAAAGUCAUUACAAUGCUAUGACACUUUAAAAUAAAA